Mytilus trossulus (common blue mussel) is the source of this 5950-nucleotide messenger RNA. Its product is annotated as Ig-like and fibronectin type-III domain-containing protein 2. Gene Ontology annotation, biological process: cell-cell adhesion. The transcript is spliced from 39 exons. The record is from RefSeq and is a predicted model, not a curated record. The coding region runs from base 149 to 5158 and encodes 1669 amino acids. Gene Ontology annotation, molecular function: protein binding. Lineage: Eukaryota; Metazoa; Mollusca; Bivalvia; Mytilida; Mytilidae.
UAUCUCCCUUAUUUAUAAUCAACCAUUGGUUUUUUAAAACCUUUUUUUGCAGGUGCGCGAAAAAAUUGACGACGACGUAGAAUAAAACAAUUUCAGAUUCUCAGAGACAGAAAUGUGAUAGAACUUUUUGCCAGUGUGGAGAAAUAAGAUGGCAAAAAUGAGCCUAACUGUGAUAUUUACUUUAUUUUCAUCAUUCCUUGCCUCAGCAGUGCACUGUAGUCCCACCAUUAUAACCACCCAAACAUCUCCAAUACAGAAACAGAAAUCAGUUGGUGAUACAGUAUGGAUGUUAUGUCAGAUCAAAGAUCUUAAUAAUCAAGUUGUGCUAUGGAAAUUUGUUGACCACAAUAAGUUCAUUGCAAGGGGAGACAAGUUACAAGUCAGCGACGUAAAUCAUUAUAAAAUAGAGGUUCUACAAGGAGAGACUCCAGAUCCACGUGCUUCCUAUAUUCUCCAUAUAUUUAAUUUAAAAACAGCUGAUCAAGGAUUUUAUGAGUGUUCUGUUGAUAAAACAAACCAGACUUUAACAUACCAGCUUCAGAUAACAGAAGCUCCAACAUUGCCACCCCCACCUGCUGUACAUAGUUAUAACUUUACAGAUUGCUGUGUCAAAGAGGGAGUGUCAUCUGCCUGCCAGCCUGUAUGUGAUCCCUUUAAUCAGCUAUUACCAGCCAACUUUGACCCAUUGAUUGCAUGUGCAUUGGAUCUUCCUAAACUUCUGAAAUGUGGAUCUGAUGGCAAAAACCAUGCUCCUUGUUGUAAGAGGAGACUUCUUCCAGACAUAUGCCAGGAUUUUUGUUUGGGGAAAGUUCCAUCUAACUUAGAAGAUCCUCAUCUGGAAUGUAUAAACAAAACAAUGGAUAUUAUAGAAUGUUACGAGGAAGGCCAAAAUGUGUUGCCUUUACCACCAACAUCAAUAUCAACUGUAGCAAAUGCUAAUGGAUUUGUUGUGAACUGGCAGCCACCAAUAAAGAAUAAAGAUUUGAUUAAAGGCUUUUACAUCCAUUACAGAUUGUCAGCAGAUUCUACUUACAAAACUAGCCAGAAAAUUAAAAGAGAAAUGACAUCAUCUUCAAUAGGUGGAUUAUUGUCUAACAAGAUCUACGUUAUCUAUAUGUCAUCAUUCUCAGAGUAUGGAUCUAGUCAACCGUCAGAAUUAAUUACCCAGGCAACCUUAGGAGGCCAAACACCUAUAGAACAGAACUAUAAUAUACAAGUUUGUUGUGACAAGGCAAAGAUACCAACGAAUUGUAAACAGAGUCUGUGUAAAAGUAAUGUGUUUGAAGACCUUGACCCUGCAGUAAUCUUCAGUUGCUAUGGAUACCUGGAUGAGAUGAUGAAAUGUGUUACAGGGGAGAGAAACCACACAGGCUGUUGUCAAAGAAAUGGUAUUUCUGAUGAAUGUCUUGGAUUUUGCUCAGGAAAUAUGCCUUCAUUAGACAAUAACUUAUCCAAGUGUAUGAUUAAGUUACCAUUAAUAGAAGCAUGUGUCAGAGAAGGACUUGCAACCAUUCCAGGUCCUCCUGGGAAUAUUAAGUUGACUGAGGUAACUACAACCACUGCAACACUAAGCUGGGAUCCACCAAGUACUAGCGCCAAUGUAACUCAGUACAUUGUUUCUUACCUUGAACAUAGUCUGAGGGAUAGAGUGAAAACACCAAAUCAGAAUACUACAGACAAUACUACAAUCCAGCUGACUGGGCUGACCCCAAACACAGAAUAUGACCUUACAAUUAUAUCAGCUAAUGAUGCAGGACAGAGUUUGAUGUCACCAGACAUUGCAUUUCUCACUUUUGAUAUAUUACCUUCAGCACUUCCUAUAACACCUUCACCAGGACCUAUUUUGCCUUAUAACCUGACUGAAUGCUGUAUACAGAAAAGCCUUAGAAAAGAUUGUUUGAAAUUAUGCAACUAUGAUUUUAUAAUUAGUGCUUCUACUACAGACUUGUAUACUAUAGCACUGGCAUGCAGUAAUGAUUUUGAUAAAGUGAUAUCAUGUGGUGCAGAUGGUAGAGACCACACCCAGUGUUGUAGAGAGAGACAGAUUCCAAAGAACUGUCUCAAUGUGUGUAAAGGAGAUAUGAAUAAUGCAGAUAUUUUGUGUGCAUUCCAGGCACCACAAAUUACUCAGUGCUUUGUAGAAGGCAUAGUUGAUCAGCCAAGACCUCCAUCUAAUGUAAGGAUAGCUCAGAUAACAGGACACACUGUCACUGUGUCAUGGUCUCCUCCUACAGGUGGACCAAAGGCUGAAUCUUAUUAUGUCUAUUAUAACAUUCCUAUGAAGACAGAGUUACAACAGGAUAACAAAAUAAUGACAAACAAGACCACAUAUAUUCUACAGAACUUAGACCGUGGAUAUACCUAUGAUAUUUAUAUAGUGUCUGCUAACUCUGAAGGAUUCAGUAUACCAAGUCCUUCUUUAUCUGCAUUUAUAGCACCUGAUGAUCAUUCAUUCAAUUGCAGUGAUGACUUUACGAAGCAUUCAAACCACAGCAUUGACCUUAAAUCAGUUUUAUCAGUAAAGAAGUUCACUCAAACAACAGUGGCCAUUUGUAAGGAGAAGUGUCUAGCAGCAUCCCAAGGAGAUCAGUGUACAGGGUUUAGCUUUAAUACUUCUACAUGUUUACUGGUCAUAGGAAAGCAUGGAAACAUUGGACAAGAGGACUGGACAGAUUUCUAUUCCAGGAACUGUGAUUUCAAGACACUGAUUCAGAUACCAAAGCCAAAUAUAACUAGAAAUCAGUCCUGGACAAAUCAACAAGAGUGCUGUACCAAUCAUAACAUCAGUGACAGUUGUAUGCCCUUCUGUCAGACAGGAAAUGCAUUCUCUAAUCCAGCUACAUGUGGCAAUGAGUUCUCUACUGUUGUUGCUUGUGCAUCAGAUGGAAAAAAUCAUUCAUCAUGUUGCCAACAAGCUGGUGUACCUAGAAGUUGUCUGCCAUAUUGCUGGGGAGCUGUGAUGGAUAAGGACCAUCCUGUUGCACAGCUAUGUCUUAGUUAUACCAGAAUGUUUGUCACUUGUUUUACCAAAGGAGCAAGAACUAUUCCAUCAAUGGUAAAAGGAUUUAGUGCAAUAGACAUUCAAGCAACCUAUGUAGUACUGUCAUGGAUGAAACCAGACCAGAACUGUAAUGGGUCAGACUGUAGAUAUGAUGUUCAAUGGCUAUCAAACAGCCAAUCAAAUACCAAGUAUGCAUUGGAUACAACUACAGCAAAUAUAACCAAUCUCCAGCCAGAAAGUGACUACCACAUAACUGUUUCUGCAACCAAUCAGUUUGGUAGUAGUUUACCAUCACCUAUGUUAAAUGUCAGAACCAGACCUAUUUAUAAAUUUGAAGUGAACUUCUAUAUCCGACCUCAUAAGGUUAUAGAUUCGGGAAGUGCAGUAAGACUAUUAUGUGAAGUGUUUGGUGCACCAGAAGCUACUGUGUCAAUAUCCUUCAAAACUAAAGUCAAAACUACUGACAGAGAGUUUGACAUUGAUUCAGUCAGUAAAGACGAUGCAGGAGAGUAUACAUGUACUGUCAAACAGACACCUAAUGCUGUCGAUACGGUGGUCAAAACAUUACAACUUAUGGUCAGAUACAAACCUGAAGUUUUGCAUGUAUUUGGUGCCCAUGUAGAACCAGAUGCAGCAAAGACGGCUUAUCUGAAAUGUAUAUUUAAUGGUCUACCACUGCAAGUGACAUGGAAAAAGGAUGAGAAACCUGUCCCAGUAAGGUAUCCCACUACAACACAUGUUGUAUUCAAUGCUGAUGGAACCAUGUCAGACACACUACAGAUCCACAAUGUACGUUCAGAGAUGUUUGGUAUAUACCAAUGUAAUGGUACAAACAAGUUUGGAUAUGCUGUUGGACAAUUGAAACUACAGAGUGACUAUAUUCCUCCUACUCCUCCAAGUCCUCCUACUCCAGUGGCUGGAAAUGUAACAGAUUGUUGUAGAAGAGGUGGUGUUAGAGGUGUUUGUAUGGAGUUCUGUGAUUUUACAUUAGACUUUGCUGUCAUUUCUGAAGAUAAAUAUGCUGAAUGUUUACAACUUCUACCAGUUUUUGCUAGCUGUGCUGCAGAUGGAAAAGACCAUAGUGAGUGUUGUGGUAAACGAGGUAUAAAGCCCUACUGUAAGACUUUUUGUAGCGGUUCCACACCAGAUUUGUCAGAUAUAGUAUCACUAUUAACCUGUGUUGAUGAGGCUACAGAUAUUAUGGAAUGUAUAGAACAAGGAAGAAUUCUUAUUCCAUAUGCACCUGGGAAUGUUCGAGCUGUUCAAGAUAGUGAUAGGAUCCAUGUUUACUGGGACGCACCAAAAUAUGGUACUGCAGAAGUGACUGAAUAUGAUAUCUACUACAACAGUUCCAGGGACGCCACCGUGCAACACAUCACUGUUGAUAAAACAAUAACGAAUAUCAAAUCAAUAAAGAUACCAAAAGAAAGCAAUGGUAUUUCAUAUUACAUCUGGGUAACUGCAGGUAACUCUCAUGGAAACAGUUUACCAGCAGGACCUGGUGCUCCACUUACCAUAUCAGAUUUUCUACCGCUAGCACCAAAAGAUCUGCAGGCUGGAGCUAUAACUGGGAAUACAAUAGAACUGACAUGGACUGCUCCAGAGUAUAUUUCUAACAUAGCUGAUUAUGUUAUCUUUUAUAAAAUUGGAAUAGAAAAUAAAAUCCCAAAAGAAUUAGUAGUGCCAGUUAAAUCAACUAAAACCACAUUGCGAUUACUGUCUCUUAGUACUGAAUAUGAAAUAUAUGUUGCUGGAAGAACAAAGAUAAAUGGUAUAGGAGACAAGUCCAAUGUUAUCAGGGUUAAGACAGAUAGUAAAGUUCAUGUCACAGAUAGGAGGGACGAGGGUGAGCAAGUAGAUUCUGGAAGUAGUGGUGGUGUGUUAGCUGCAGUAAUUAUCAUCAUACUGGUCUUGGUGGGAGCUGCAGUUGCUGGUGUUCUAUAUUACAGGAGAAGGAAUCGUCAUAGAUUUUCUGAAGCUGUUACUUUUGAGAAUCCACAAUACGGUUCAGCUCAUGACUCGCAAAUAAAGAUAUCGGGACUACCAACAGAUUCGACUGAAGACAAUCCGUUUGGAUAUUCUACUCUUCAGGAAGAAAGAGAAUUCAAUUCUCCUAUGUUAGAUGUGGAUCAUGUUGAGUUUAAACCAAGAAAAUAGUUAUUCCAGAAGAUCUGUUUCAUUUGAAAGGUUCUGUGAUCCUAUACAACAGUUAACUCAUUGCGUUUGUACGACAUUAUAAAGUGUCACAAAAUUCCCAUCAUGUGUUUGUACGACAUGAUAACAUGUCACAUAAUUCCCACAAUGUGUUUGUACAACAUGAUAACGUGUCACAUAAUUCCCACCAAACAUCAUAUCACAUCAUUUGUAAAUUGUUACAUCUCACCAACAUACAAUCAAAUUUUGUUUUUGAUUAUAUAUUUUUCUAACAUAACUUUAGCAUGUUUCUAUAAAAAUUGGAUAACAAAUAUGAGACAGAUUUCUAUAGCCCUUUCCUCCAUUGACAUUUACUUGAUUGGCAUAGGAUUUUUUCAAUAAAAAAAAAUCAUCAGGUUUAAAGUAUUAAUGCAUUGCAAAAAGGAAUAUUUCAUCAAUGGAAUUCCGGUCAGAUAUUCUCUUGAAUAUCCUUUUUAUAUUAGAGACAAAUUUUAAUAAGUCUGAUACUGAUUUUGUAGAUCAGAUGUUUCAACUGAGGCACUACACAGGCGUCAAAAGGGGUCGUUAUGGAGUAAUGGGGUGGUGUCAAAAAGCAUCAUUAUGGAGGAAAAGGUUAAUUGAUGUGAACAUGCUAAAAGUAUUUUGUAUUAUUAAAAAAAAUAACAUUCCUGAAUUCUUGUCUUGAAGUAUCCCAAUUUAAUUCUAUUAUAAGUAAUAAAAAAAAAUAGAAAUUAGUUUCAAAAUGCUGUUUAUUGAAGCAUACCAUUCACUUUUAAAAUAUUUUAAUAUUGACAA